Messenger RNA from Astrephomene gubernaculifera, 513 nucleotides. NCBI's taxonomy places the organism in Eukaryota, Viridiplantae, Chlorophyta, Chlorophyceae, Chlamydomonadales, Astrephomenaceae. The record is from the annotation of a GenBank genome assembly.
GCUCCGGUGGAAAGGAAAUCAAGGCUGAAGUCUGCCGCCCCUAGCGCCUCCGUCGACCCGAAGCGCCCCCCGCCCGCCUGCUCCUCCUCCGCCCCCCUCCCCGGCCCCCCCGCCUUCCCCCCCUCCCCGCUGGAUGACGUGGCCGCCGCGCUGUCCGAGCAGUACGGCAGCAGCGAGUGGCUGCAGCCGCCUGGGCAGCCCAACGACUGGCGCUUCAUGCUGGCAGUGUGCCGGGCGGUGUUGGUAGCCUGGUUCAACCCCGCUGACACGCUGCCAGAGCGGCUGGCGACAGCGGAGGCGCUGGGGCGGGCGUUUGGGCUGGACCCGGGGGCGGUGGAGCAGGUCAUCUCCGAGUGCCUGCUGCUGAACUGCUGCGUGUCGCGGCAGCUGCAGCUGCAGGCGGCCGCACUGGCGGGGGACUCCUUCGCGGUGCGGCCGUCGCACUUCCCGCCGGGGGCGGAGGGGGCGGCGGCGUAUGCGGAGUUCAGGAGGGAGGCCCUGCUUGAGACGGAG